AUUACUAUAACUUUAGGCAUGAAGAAAAAAAAUGCCCUACACUUUGCCACUCCUUCAUAAUGCAACCCUUCUCUUUAUCCCUUUUAAAAACCUCUCCCUCCAUAGCCUCUUUCUCCAUGUAAGAAAAAACACACACUCACAACACAAACACCCACAAUAAUGUCCAACCAUAAUGCAAUGCACCACAACAACGUUGUUGAAGACCAUGAGACUCUCAUCUAUCAAACCUAUCCAUGUCCAUAUUACGUUCAAAGCCCCUCUACUCUUUCCCAUGCCAACAGUGCGGAUAUUCGCAUCCAAAACGAUCCCGAAUCAACCUUUCAUUCUCCUAUCCGUUCUGAAACUCAUCCUUUAAACCCUACUCAUGAAGAGGACGAAGGUUCACGCUUCGCUCUCUGUCGUUACACUUCCUCUCGUGGCUCCAGUCACUCUUUCUCACAUCAUAAAAAAGUUUCUUAUGAUGGGAGUCAUGUCACCGUCACUGAAAAUGGCGACGUCAAUCGUUUUGCUGUUGUUAAAGGUGAUGACGAGAGAAAUGAAAGUGAAAGUAUGGGAGAAGGGUCGUUUUUUGAAUAUUAUUAUGGGGAGAGAAAAGGAGGGUGGAAGAGGUAUUUUUCUUAUAGAAACUCGGAUUCUUGUGCAUGGAUUUGGUUGCAAAUGUGGUGGAGAAUUUUUGUGAGCUUUGGAAUUGCUUUGCUUGUGUUCUACAUUGCUACAAAACCUCCAUCACCUAAUGUCUCCGUUGAGAUUGCAAGGUUUUCAGAAUUUAAACUAGCAGAAGGGGUGGACAGAAGUGGAGUGACAACGAAGAUUCUGAGCUGUAACUGUUCGUUGAAUUUAAUGAUAGAGAAUAAAUCAAGGUUGUUUGGUCUUCACAUUCGUCCUCCCACCAUGGACAUGAAAUUUUCCAACUUACCCUUUGCAUUUUCUAAUGCGCCUGAGCUGUAUGCUGAGAGUGGUUUAACGAUCUUUGCACUGGAAUUGGGAGCAAAGAACAAGGCAAUGUAUGGUGCAGGAAGAAGCAUGGAAGAUAUGCUAGAUUCUGGAAGAGGAUUGCCUCUGGUAAUUCGUGUAAUCUUGAGCUCUAGUUUCAAAGUUGUUCCAACCCUAAUAAAGCCAACCUUCCAUCACCAUGUUCAAUGUUUCGUGCUUCUCAAGAAGAGUUAUGAUAAGAAACAUCGAACCCAAGAAUUCCAUAGCACCUGUGCUUUGAACUAAGUUCUUCAUUCGUUGCUCGAUGUUCUUGAGCUCUACACACAUUAUUGUAUGAUAAUUGAAGUUUCCUUUUAUUAUAUAACUUUUAAAUUAA
This is a messenger RNA of Vigna angularis (adzuki bean), 1309 nucleotides long. RefSeq lists its product as uncharacterized. The transcript has 3 exons. The record is from RefSeq and is a predicted model, not a curated record. The coding region runs from base 160 to 1218 and encodes 352 amino acids. NCBI's taxonomy places the organism in Eukaryota, Viridiplantae, Streptophyta, Magnoliopsida, Fabales, Fabaceae.